GCUCACUGCAGGCUUGGGGCUGAAGGGUUCACGCGCUCUUGUUGCUCCCCCUGCACGGUGUGACGCAUAGCCCGCUGUUUCCCUCGGGCCUCUUGGAUUACGGCGUUUGUCAGCUCGGAAACGAAGGUCUCUCCGCCAGUUUCGGAUUGGGAGAACAUGAAGGCACAGAACGAGCAAGUUAUCAGCCGAUGCAUGGCCAAGUUGUCCGAAGGUCGCAUCUCCCGCAAGGAGCGCGACCUCAACCACGAAGAGAUGCACUCGCUCCUCGGCAAGCUCAGGGAGCUCGUUCCCACCAUGCCUCGGAACAAGAAGCUCACCAAGCUGGAGAUCAUCCAGAACGUCAUCGACUACAUCCUCGACCUGGAGAUCGCCCUGGAAACGCACCCCGCAAACUGCUCUUCGCGCCCGUCGGCGUCCUCAACGAUUCCGGUGCGGCAACCUCUAGGCGUUCUUCCUCCCUCGGCCAAUUCGGCGCUCAACACAUGCUCGCUUAAGGAGGUGUCGAACACCGACAAAGCCACUAGUCACCUGGCCGAGCUCUUGUCGGCCGCGGUGUCGUCUCCCCGCCCUGUCUCAAGCUAAGACUCAUGCGGCGCUCGGACGAGCGUCUCCCCUCUAAGUUCGCUCGGGGCAUGCCUGCGAUGAUCGGUUCAUCAUUGAAAAGGCAGCCCUGGGCUUGUACCUGUAGCCGCAGAAGCGAAGAAAGAUAGCCACAGGCGAGCAGGUGCUGGUGUGGGCCUGGAUGGAAGCCUGCUGAUGCGGAAACAACACUGCAGAAAGCCGCCGUUUCAUUCUGAUACCACGUCGAGCCAUCAGAGCCGGGCGGAAUUUGCGUAGUGACAUCCUAGCCGAACCCAAUGGCCUUCCCGAGCUCGGUACGGACAAGUACGGCUUCGCAUCCCUUCCUGCCAAGUGCACCCGUGCUUGCACGAAGUCAGCCGACCCACUUGGAACUCCUGUGAAGCUGCAAUGACUCGCUUUACUGGUAGCGCCGCUUCUGACGUAUUUCGGGCGGAGUCAACGUCACACGGUGCGAGGAGUGCGCCACCAAGGCCCCGGAGAAACUACAACAGCCCAAGAAAAGCAGAGACCUCUAGUGCCGCACUUGAAAAGGCAGUGCGUAACGGUAACGACAGCAGCGAAGACAUCGCGUUGCAUGGGUUGCCUCAAAAGCAAUAAAAGGCCGAGUUUGUGCAAUGAAAA
This is a messenger RNA of Dermacentor andersoni, 1203 nucleotides long. RefSeq names its product DNA-binding protein inhibitor ID-1-like. Gene Ontology annotation, molecular function: protein dimerization activity; transcription regulator activity. Lineage: Eukaryota; Metazoa; Arthropoda; Arachnida; Ixodida; Ixodidae. Gene Ontology annotation, cellular component: nucleus; cytoplasm. The record is from RefSeq and is a predicted model, not a curated record. Gene Ontology annotation, biological process: circadian regulation of gene expression; negative regulation of transcription by RNA polymerase II; cell differentiation.